This is a messenger RNA of Meleagris gallopavo (turkey), 1231 nucleotides long. The record is from RefSeq and is a predicted model, not a curated record. Lineage: Eukaryota; Metazoa; Chordata; Aves; Galliformes; Phasianidae.
GGUACCAGCACAUCCGCAUGUACGACCUCAACUCCAACAACCCCAACCCCGUCAUCAACUACGACGGUGUGAGCAAGAACUCAACCUCCGUGGGCUUCCACGAGGAUGGCCGCUGGAUGUACACGGGUGGGGAGGACUGCAUGGCACGGAUAUGGGACCUCAGGUCUCGUAACCUGCAGUGCCAGCGGAUCUUCCAAGUGAAUGCUCCCAUUAAUUGUGUCUGCCUACACCCCAACCAGGCUGAGCUAAUUGUGGGUGACCAGAGUGGGGCCAUUCACAUCUGGGACCUGAAAACAGACCACAACGAGCAGCUGAUUCCAGAGCCUGAAGUCUCCGUGAACUCUGUGCACAUUGACCCUGAUGCCAGCUACAUGGCGGCUGUUAACAGCUCGGGAAACUGCUACGUGUGGAACCUGACGGGUGGCAUCGGAGAGGAGGUAACCCAGCUGAUUCCCAAGACCAAAAUCCCAGCACACAACCGUUAUGCCCUGCAGUGCAAGUUCAGCCCCGACUCCACGCUCUUGGCUACCUGUUCUGCAGAUCAGACAUGUAAGAUCUGGAGGACUUCAAACUUUUCUUUGAUGACGGAGCUGAGCAUUAAGAGUAAUAACCCAGGGGAAACCUCUCGUGGCUGGAUGUGGGACUGUGCUUUCUCCGGAGACUCGCAGUACAUUGUCACAGCCUCUUCAGAUAACUUGGCCAGACUGUGGUGUGUGGAGACUGGAGAGAUCAAGAGAGAAUACAGCGGGCACCAAAAAGCAGUUGUCUGCCUCGCUUUCAAUGACAGCGUGUUGGGAUAAUGGUUGUAUUGAAACAAAAGGACCUCCACUUGUUUUCCCUUGUCUGAAAACGACCAGCACCCUCUCUGGACCCUGGGAUGUGCUUGUAGCCAUUCCCCUGAUGGAGAGGACUUACUCUGGCAGAAACAGCUGCAGCUGCCUGGAGCAACACCAGGCUUCAGCUCCAGGCAGACCAUUACUGAAACGUGUUUGGCCUCCCAGGGAAGCUGCUGGUACAAAAGGGAAUGAGAGGCACAGUGCCACUGAGGGGAGCUGGGUGCAGAGCAGCUGCUAGAGACAUCCCUGUGGCUUCUGCUGUUGUAUUUUUUUUUUCUUUUCCCAAAGUGGAAAAAAUCAACCUUUCUAAAUGAUGGAAUGGGCUGAACAGAAAGAGGAAAGGCAGCUGCUUUCUUGUUUUGCAGUCCCUUUAUUCAAAUAUGUAUUUCACAGAC